Bursaphelenchus okinawaensis is the source of this 1062-nucleotide messenger RNA. The record is from the annotation of a GenBank genome assembly. Lineage: Eukaryota; Metazoa; Nematoda; Chromadorea; Rhabditida; Aphelenchoididae.
AUGCCUCGCUUCACCGUUCUCGCCUUCUGCAUCACGAUAGUGGCCGUAACCUCCGAAUUGCGUGCCAAACGUUCCCUCGGGCAAAUUGCGGCCGAAAAUGCGAUUCAUCAAGCAGAAGCCAAGAACGCUCUUCAUGCUCAGGUUUUGAAUGGGAUUCAUCAUGGACAAGGCGUGGCAGCGAUUCAUCAUGGUCAAGCGGUCGUUUUGGCUAACCAGGCCAAGAAUCAGGCUUUGAUUGGAGGUGAAGUGGCAAAGAAUCAGGCUUUGAUUGGAGGUGAAGUGGCGAAGAACCAAGCUGUGAUUGGAGCCGAGGUCGCUAAAAACCAAGCUGAAGCUGCAGUGAUCAAUAACGUGGCUAAGAAUCAAGCUAUCGUUGGAGCUGAAGUCGCGAAAGAUCAAGUUCAAGCUGGUUUGAUCAACAACGUGGCCAAGAGUGAAGCAGAGAUUGCCAAGAACCAAGCUAUCGUUGGAGCUGAAGUCACCAAGAAUCAAGCUGAAGCCGCUGUGAUCAACAACGUGGCCAAGAACCAAGCUGAAGUCCUGAAGAACAAAGCUCUCAUUCCAGCUGUCGUAGCCUACAAUCAUGCCAACAUUGCUAAGAACCGGGCCAAGAUUGGAGCCAACAUUGUGAAGAACCAUGCUGAAGCCGCUGUCAUCCACAAUUUGGCCAAGAACCAAGCUGAAAUUGCCAAGACUCAAGCCGAAGCCGCCGUGAUCAAUAACGUGGCCAAGAAUCAAGCCCUGACCGGAGCUGUUGUGGCCCACAACUUGGCCAAGAACGAAGUGAACCAGGCCAAGAUUGGUGCUGAGGUUGUGAAAAACCAUGCUGAAGCCGCCGUGAUCAACAACGUGGUUAAGAACGAAGCCAAUGUGGCCAAGAACCAAGCGAUCGUUGGAGCUGAAGUGGCCAAGAACCAAGCCGAAGCGGCCGUUAUCAGCCACGCCGCCAAGAACCAAGCCCUGACUGGAGCUCUGUUAGCCCAAAAUUUGGCCAAGGUCAACGCGGCCAAAGCCCACAACCAAGUCGUCGUGAACCAGGCCAAUGCUCUCACUUAUGGAUAA